UGCCGAUGACACCACACCACCUUCAUAAUAUCAGCACAACAAAAUCCCUUCAUCUUCAGAAUCAGAGCAACAUGUCCAUUCACCAUGGGAAUGGUAGUUAAACUAGAGGAAUACACUUCUAUCAAACCAUUCAGCUUGACGAGUUGCAAAACCUAGAACUAAUAUUGCCGAUCAGGACCCCAUUGAUCCAUCUCAGAUGAUUGGUGGUAGGCGUGCCAUGACUCAUAGCCACCGUAGGGAGAGGCAGAGCGGAGUACCUGAACUAUCAAGAUCAGGUACAACAUGAUGUGACGGAUGGUGGAUAUGACCAGGAUCAUAUACCACAGCAGCAGGAUGCAGGAGACGAGGAUGACAUUGCAGCAGCUGCUGCACCGGAGGUGUUACCCGUGGACCCUCCAUUUCCUGGUGGACCGGCUGACUUGUCAUUGCUCCACUCUUAUGACUUGCAAAUGGAUGUUGAAGAGCAAAUAACAAAUAUAUUUUGGGCGGAUGCACAAAUGAUAAAUGAUUAUGGGUAUUUUGGUGAUGUUAUCACUUUUGACACCACAUACAAGACAAAUAAGGGUUAUCGGCCGCUGGGAGUAUUUGUUGGACUAAAUAAUCACAGGCAAACAGUCAUUUUUGGGGCAGCAUUGUUAUAUGACGAAACAAUCCCUUCUUUCAAGUGGUUAUUUCAAACAUUUCUCAAGGCAAUGGGUGGUAAAAAGCCAAAAACCAUGAUGACGGAUCAAGAUGUUGCGAUGGCUAAGGCUAUUUCCUUAGUUAUGCCAGAAACAUUUCAUGGAUUGUGCACUUGGCAUAUAAGACAGAAUGCUUUACGGCAUGUGAACCACUUGUAUCAAAAGAGUUCACGAUUCGGUUUGGAUUUUGAAGCAUGCAUAGAUCUACAUGAAGAUGAGGGUGAAUUUUUGAAUGCUUGGAAUUCUUUGCUUGUUGAGCAUAAUAUAUUGGAAGGGUCGUGGUUGCAUACAAUUUUUCAAUUGAAGGAGAAAUGGGCAUGGACAUAUGUCCGGAAAACAUUCACAGUUUCACAUCCAGGAUUCUUUAAAUACAUUCACUAGAAAUCAAGAAGAAUAUUGUCUGUUAGGCAUUUUCUGUGCUCCCCUCUUCAUUCCUUCAUUCUCCUAUUUGUACAAUCAAGAAGAAUAUUUUCUGUUAGGCAUUUUCUCCUAUUUUUACUGACGACAGCACCUGUAAAAGUGGUUUUCUCAUAUUCCUUCAUUCUCCUAUUUCUAUUUGAUGUUUCUAUUAAGAAUAUUUGAUCACAGUUUCACAUCCAGGAUUCUUUAAACAUUUUUUUAUGGUAUGAAUUCCUUCAAGAAAAUGAAGCAACUCUUAAACAUUUUUAAGGUUUCAUAAAUGGUGGUUUGAAGCGGCGGUGGCGGUGAAGAGAAAAGUUUGACUGACGAUGAUUUAGGUGAGGUGAUGUGGAGUAUAAGGG
Messenger RNA from Medicago truncatula (barrel medic), 1441 nucleotides. RefSeq names its product protein FAR1-RELATED SEQUENCE 5. The record is from RefSeq and is a predicted model, not a curated record. Bases 450 to 1061 code for a protein of 203 amino acids. The transcript is spliced from 2 exons. NCBI's taxonomy places the organism in Eukaryota, Viridiplantae, Streptophyta, Magnoliopsida, Fabales, Fabaceae.